CGCUCGACGUUGUUAUCAGUAUUCGUUGACUAACCGCGAGUGUCGUGCUAAGCUAACGGACCAUUUGAGUGCCGAAUCAUACGCGACGUUCGUGUGACGUUGUAAUAAUUUUUAAUAAUACAAAUAUGUCGCGCAGCGCGGUGUGACGCAAUAACUCAGAACAGCCGUUUUCAGAAAACGCGACCGACAUGAUUAUGAGCUGCGAACUUUUGGAGGGCUGGGUGUCCAAAACGCUAUCGGCCGAUGGGGUAUUCGGUUCGUGCGGCGCCCACCCGGUCGUGUUCGAAACGGAACGUGACCCGCGACACACGAGCCGCACCAAGCAGGUGCAGUGUUUGUCGUCGUUGAUGGUGUCCGGCUACCUGAGGAUGGCCGGCCGCGAACAGUUUGCGCCCGUCCGGGUGACGAUCAAGCUGAAGCCGACCAUCGAGCUGCUCCGGACGGUGCUCAAGUCGGACAGGCAGUUCCACAACGAGAUGCACGUGUACAAGACGGUGGUGCCCACGCUGUUGGAGCACUUGCCGGACGGCGUGGACGGGCCGUCGUUACCGACGUUCGUGUUCGGCAAAAACGACGGCGGAUCCGGCCACAACGAGGACAUGAUUGUACUGGAAGACCCGCGGGCCCUCGGCUACGCGGUGUUGGCCGAGCGCGAGCACAAGCACCUGGACUACGACCAUCUGGCGGUAGCCAUAACCACGCUGGGCCGGUUCCACGGCAUGUCGUUCACGGUCAAGCAAAAGAAUCCGGUGGUAUUCCGCAAGCUGGUCGGUAACCUGCGCGAGAUCCAAUGGGACGAGGACGGGUGGCUGGUCAAGAACAACGGGCUCAAGUCGUUGGGCAUGCGCGGCGCCAAGCCGCUUAUGGAGUUGGAACAGUACCAGGACGGCAAACUCAAAGGGUUCUUGGCCAUGAUUCGGGAGGCCGACCGCAACCUGAAGUUGGCCAUGACGCCCAAGGAACCGUUCGCGGUCAUAUGCCACGGCGACUUCAACAAAUGCAACAUAAUGUUCAAACACGACGAAUACGGGAAGCCUUACGACGCAAUGAUCACAGAAUUCACCGCCGUAAGGUAUGGCUCUCCCGGGUUGGACCUGUCGUACUUCCUGUACAAAAACGCCACGCAGGAGGUGCAGAACGAACGGUGGGACGACCUGCUGGCCGUUUACCUGGACGCGGUCAUGUCGGUGCUUCCCGAGGACGUUAGGGCGCCCACCUCGGGGCAGCUGCACCGGGAGCUCAGGCUCCACGCGCUCUACGGGUACGCGCACCUGUCGUUCGCCGUGCCCAACAUGAUCAACGAAAACCCUCAGGAACUGCUCGAAGUGGAUAAGCUGACCCUGCAGAACCAACUGGCCAACCGGAUGGAAGCGGCCGACGAGAAGAUCACGGCUAUCCUGUCGGCCACAGUCAGGCACAUCAUCGACCGCGGGUACGCCGAACAGUAUGAGUUCGGCAAUCCGAUUGGGUUUAUGUAGACUCCAUCGUUGUAAUUGUUAUUAUAUUAUACACAAUAUUAUAUUUCUACUAAAGUAUGUAAUACAAUUAUUUUUUAUAGCUAUUUUCAAACGACUACAAUUAUAGUAAUACUAUUUAUAAAAUAUAUGACCGCGAGUAUUUCAAAA
Messenger RNA from Adelges cooleyi (spruce gall adelgid), 1625 nucleotides. RefSeq lists its product as uncharacterized. The coding region runs from base 189 to 1478 and encodes 429 amino acids. The record is from RefSeq and is a predicted model, not a curated record. NCBI's taxonomy places the organism in Eukaryota, Metazoa, Arthropoda, Insecta, Hemiptera, Adelgidae. The transcript is spliced from 2 exons.